Eufriesea mexicana is the source of this 1200-nucleotide messenger RNA. RefSeq lists its product as uncharacterized. The record is from RefSeq and is a predicted model, not a curated record. Lineage: Eukaryota; Metazoa; Arthropoda; Insecta; Hymenoptera; Apidae. The transcript is spliced from 5 exons. Bases 1 to 1200 code for a protein of 399 amino acids.
AUGGAAAUGAAAAGCUAUUCUGAUAUUAUCAAAAGUAGGAAUGCCAUAUCAAAUAUUGUUUCUACAUGUAAAGAUUUCUCAUGGACUGCUUUACAACAAACUUUGAAAGACACAAAUAUUAUUAACGCAAUAAAUCAGUUGUUAAGUAUAUAUCAUCCUGAUGACGGUAUAAUUGCAUAUGAACGUGUAUUAAAAGCUUUACUUAUUUUAUCUAAAAAUUUGGAUAAUAGUAUACAGCAACAAAUAAUUUCUGUAGUACCAUUACCAAAAGGUGUAUCAAAUGACAAAAUAAGGAAUCUAAUAUAUAAAAUUACUGAACUGAUUAAAGCAUCUAAUAUUAAGUCUUCAUAUCAAAAAAUUAUCACAGUUCCUGAAAAAUCUAACAAGGAAAUAUUAAAUGACAACUCAAAGAUCCAUCUAAACCAAAAUAUUUUGCUUAACACAUCUCAUAAUUUUGAAUUAAAUGAAAAGUUUGUAUCUUCAGUACCUAAAGUAUUUAAAGGUUUUCCUCCUAAUGAAAUUUCAACCAUUCAUAAUCAUGUGAACUACAUGUAUGAUACAUUGAAUUAUAAUAUUUCAUGUAUAAAACCUCAUGUUAAUAUUAAACAAAACUUUACAUCAAAAGUUUUAACUAAUGAACAAGAAUCGUUAAAACUACAAUCAAAACUAAAAUGGUUCAACACUCCUCAUCUUCUGUAUAAAACUAAUUUUUAUCAAAACUCUACAUCAGAUUACCAACAACAGUUUUUUAAAUCAAUGGAUGAUAAAUACUUUCAAUUGUCCAUUGACAGAUUCAAUAAUUGGAAUCAUUGUAACAUAACUGAUGUGCCUCAUACAUUAGAUCAGAAUACUACAUGUUUAAAAAAACUACAUAAAAGUGCAAUUACAAAUAAACAGAAUAAAAAUGAGAUCUUAAAUUUAGAAGUAACAUGUAGUGACAGAUUUAUACAAACAGAAACAAAUUAUGAGAUUUUAGAUAAUGGUGAUGUAAAUAAAAAUUCCAAAAAAUAUAGCAGUAUAAAUAAAAAUAAAAUUUUUAACAUGGAGACACAAUAUUUUAAGCAAGAAUUAAACGAUGAACAAGCAAUUCAACAAGAUAUAUAUAAAAUGGAUGUUGUACAUUAUGAGGAAGAAAGAAAAGAUACAAUAAUCAAUAUACAGAAUUUCCAAUAUUGCCUUGGACAAAAUCUCUGUAUGUAG